Molecule: messenger RNA, 1184 nt
Organism: Nematostella vectensis (starlet sea anemone)
Lineage: Eukaryota; Metazoa; Cnidaria; Anthozoa; Actiniaria; Edwardsiidae
Exons: 1
Coding region: 220-1137 (305 amino acids)
Source: RefSeq, a predicted model, not a curated record
UUAGAUAUCCUUUUGCUGGUACACAUUUAUUUAGAAUCAUAUUUUUGAACAAAAUGGAGUUUUAGUCCUCGUUUCCUGUUUAAUAGUGUCACACGGUUGGACGGGCAUUCCUGGGUCAGCCAAGCAUGAAUAUUACGUGUUGCUAAGCACUUCUGAUUGAUUUUCAAUAGAAGUAGAAGUCAUUAUAAUGUUCAAUGUAGUGUUCAUAUUAAUUUAAGAAUGCCGUUGGCAAGCUAUAGCUUUAAGUUAAGUGAUUCCGUGAAACCAAAUUCAAGUAGGAAAAGAGAAAAGUCUCGGAAAACACGAUCGACACGCAAUGAGCUACGAGUUGAGGCAAGCAUUAACAACACACGCAUCAAAUCGGCCAUAGAAAACGGCAAGCAAACCACUCUCCCUACAGAAUCAAACGACCUACGUUUGCUUAAAUUUGAGCAUGUUGGAAAAGCUGGGCCUUUGGUGGUUUACGCGGAAGAUAAAAUGCAGCAAAACUCGUAUGGGAACUAUAAAGUAAUCACAUCAUUUCGACCUCCACAAAGCAUGAGAAAUCAGCUUUUCUUUGCUCACCAUGCCGCACGAGAUGCGACUUUAUUCAUGGAGUCUGAAAACUCACUGCCAGUCAUUGGUAAAAAGCACAGCCCACUCAAAGACGCCAGGAAACCAACGGCGGACUAUGACACAUAUACGAAACCUAUCACUGGCACGGACCAGUUUGAAACUUUGCUUGCUAGGUACAAAGAAAGAAGAGACGGUCAUGAAAAGGCGCUUGGGAAUGAUUAUCUGUAUUUAUUUCAGAAACUCGAUCGUCUUUACAAACACACGAAAAGUGAGAGAGAAAUGAAUACAAGAACGUUUAGUAAUAUGGCGAUCCUACGAGAUAAAUGUCGCAUGGCUACCGAGGUCCAAGGUGUUACUAAGCACGAGAAAGCUUUUAUUGAGAUGGUGAGACAGAAGUCGAUCGUGUUACCACGGCUCACCGUGCAAAAAACCCGCGAUAAAUUACCAGACUUGAGUGGAAAACCAGACAAAUUAAAACUUGUUGUGCCAAGAGAAAAACGAGGACCGAUGCCUUUAUUCAGCUCAAAUUAUAAAGAAGAUUCUGAAUCUAAACAGGAUACGAUUAGACUUCCACAAAUUUGACAUGAAUGAAUGAGCAAUUAUGAUAAAUAAACUAUUUAUUGAAUGUU